Messenger RNA from Mya arenaria, 2909 nucleotides. RefSeq lists its product as uncharacterized. Bases 159 to 1934 code for a protein of 591 amino acids. The transcript has 11 exons. Lineage: Eukaryota; Metazoa; Mollusca; Bivalvia; Myida; Myidae. The record is from RefSeq and is a predicted model, not a curated record.
UUGGUUUGUACGCGGCAUUCUGUGACUUAUAUAUUUUAUUAGCGAAAAAAGGCUGAAAAUACUGCGAUAAAUUGUCGAAAGAAAGGUUAGGUUUAACGAAGUUAAGGAGUACGUGUUAAGUGUGUCAAGUUUAUCUCUCUAUCCUGCUAUGAACUAGAAUGAUUCACGCUGUGCUGGCCUAUCUGCUGAUUCUGCUGACUGUUGCUAGAGAGUCCCAGAGUUCCCACGUCAAUGCGUGUCCCCGACACCGCGGGCUUCCGCCGGGAUUUGAGCGUGCAGAAAACAUCAUUAACAAACGUAAACUAUUCUGGCUUGACCUCCGUCGCAUCAUCAGCGGCUUUGAACCCAACGAAGUUUAUUCACUCCGCGUUCAAACGACGUCAAAACGUCACAAGUUUAACGACGCAACGGUGACGGUUGAUCCGAUCAAUAAAGAGUGUGGUUUUGGCGAGUGGAUAGUGGAUUCUGAUAGGCUUUACAAACCGACAGGAUGCCCAGAUAUCGUCUCCACGCAGGAAAAACAGCCAAUGGGAAAAGCGCUUUUCAAAUGGCGAUCGCCAAAAUGUGGAUGUGUCCACUUCCGUGUGCGUGUUCAUGCAGACUCCUUAUAUUACCUAGACAACGCUUCUACUCCGAAUGGAGCUCUUGCCAAGACGGUCUGCCAAACACCGGAAAGUAUCAUGCAGACGACACCACCGACACCGGAAACAGGGGCGCCACUUCCACUCAGUGCUUACUAUAUGACAAGAGACGAGAAACUGAAAAUGCUCUGUGAGGUUAGCCAGUCACGUGACCCAAUUAAGAUGCAGACAGUCGAGGAUUUCCUCACUCGUCGCAAAGCUUCACACCUGAGUGCUUUCGAACUGGAUCAGCUUAAUAUAGCAUUGCAUCAGAGACACUUUGCGGUGGAAAAAUGCUGUGAACAUAAGAGUUACCCGGUCAUUCACUCGUGCCUGGGAGACGUUCGGCGACGCCGUAUUGACCAGUUCUGUGCCAAUGGUGAACCGGAUGUGCCCUUUACCACGGCACACCGGGCCUGGUUGGAUAGUAAACAACAGGAAUGCUGUAUUGAAAUAGGAGAGUACCGAUACGACUGUUUUAACUUCACACGGGAGGAGCAGACGAUGAUGAAGGAAGACCAUGGCUUGCCUCGACAGGAUAUGGAUGACUUUGACCCCGCCAAUGAUCUCGAGGACUACGCCGAGGCGGACAGCCUGAGGCAGAGCUUCGCAAAAGAAAAACACCGAGAACAUCAGAGCGAAAAACAUUCCGAUGACGUCACGAGUGACGUAACUGAAACGCUGCCUCGGUCUGGCAAAGCGGAAAAUAGUGUCAUACACAAUAAGACGAUAGUAAAAUCACCCCCAGCCAUGGAUCAAAUACAGAGACACCCAUCCCAUAUAUCACAAAACCAUAACCAGAAGUUGCCCGAGAAGUACAGUCCGGAAAGUGUAUCGGGCUUGGUUGAAGAGUCAGACGGGAGCGCUGAGGACGCGGAAGUCAAAGGAACAUUGGGCGCACAUGUGCACGAACAUGAUGAAGAUGAUGCCGAUGAUACAGACAGCAAAGAUAAUGGUGGCGACAUUGACGAAAUCAACACGGAUUACCACGGUGACAAUGAUGACGACGACGACGACGACGAUGAUGAUGAUGAUGAUGAUGAUGAUGAUGAUGAUAUUGAUGAUGAUGAUGAUGAUUAUUCCGAAAAUGCUAUUAAUAAGCAUGGUCACGACAGUAAGUCGAACCUUUCUGUUGAAGAGUGUUGCUGGGCGGGCAUUGAUGCCGGCUUCAGGGUCAAGGACAAAAGCAUGGAGAGCUGCUUCCACGAGGCUGACGCCCGCCGGCAGUCCGUCAGGAACUGGAGUAAGAGAUGUGACAGGAGCUUUGUUAUAAGUUGCUUACGAGUGCUAGAUAGAUUGAAGUCUCUCACGUGAUAACCUAGUUGUACCUCGGAAGAGCGAAUGGUGCCAACAAACUACUCCAGACGGUGUUUUACAUGCUGAUAUAACGUUAUAAUUAUUGUUAAUUUUUGCUUUAUGAAGCCAUUAAUUCGGGAUAAGGCGGGCGAACUAAGUGUUACUACAACUGCCUCUAUACAAACCAGCGCGCAUGCGCGAGCCGUUCUAAAUAACCAAGUGUAUAAAGCCAAUUAAUGACUUAAUGGUUAAUGUAUUAUGCACCAGUCAGUUGUAACCACGCCCCCCCCCCCAGGUCCGGAGAAUAGCGGGGACUUUGAUUUUUGGUCCAGCCAAGCCCGGGCAAAAUCCCCGCCCUGCGGGGACGAACUGCUGGUAAAACCCCCGCCAAAUGCCCCCGCACCCCAGGGACCCUAGGUAAGGCCCAUUCCCCGCUAUAUUUGGUGCGAAUACAAAACCACCGCAUACACCCGGCACUGCGGGGCCACCUGGAAGGUAAAAACACGGCCCAUUUCCCCGGCUAUCCCCGGUAUAGCCCCGGACCUGGGGAGGGCCGUGGUUACAAUUGACAGGUGCAUAAGUUUUGAUGUUGUUUUCGCCAGAGGCUUCCUGAAUCAUUAAAUGUGAAUUGUACCGGUGACUCCAAUGGCGGAGGACACAUGUGUAGACACUUACACUUCUGUCUCUUGAAUUUACGUCUGUAUUAUGUAAACUUCCUGGUUAUACCAGGGUUGGAGGUAUUCACCUACAAGGUUACAAGUACCUGUAAAUAAUAGACACAGGCAUUGAUUCACAGGGUCUUAUUAUAAUUGAUGAGGCACAUUGAAGUGUAUUCAUUUUAUAAACUACGUUUUAAACAUUUUGUGUAUUUACAAAAGAAACUUAUCACACUGUUGCAACUUUAAUAUAAGGCAUUCUUUUAAGGACGUCAAGAUGUACAUGCUUGUACAUGGUUACAAGGUUGAUUUGUCGCUGCCAGUAGGGCAUUUAUUU